CUACGGAGAGCUGAGGCCCCCUGAGGAUCCCCAGCUGAGGGGGUGCCCGGCGGUUUCCCGGCCCUCCUGCAGGCCCCACUCCAGGGUCUCAGAGCCCCUUUGGGGAGCUGGCUCUGUGUUCCCUCCAUCUGGCUGUUGACCGCGCCCUUGCAUAACUUUCGCAGGACAGCGGUGACCUGCGCGUGGACAGGAUUCCCGAGUCAGUGUUUUCCGCUGCAGAACCUGAGGCCAUGGCCAACCCCCAGGGCGCCAGGUACCGCGGCUCCAUCCGAGACUUCCCCAACUUCGAUGCGGGCCAGGACGCCGAGGCGCUGUACGCUGCCAUGAAGGGCUUCGGCAGCGACAAGGAGGCCAUCCUGGAGCUGAUCACCUCCCGCAGCAACCGGCAGAGGCAGGACAUCUGCCAGAGCUACAAGUCCCUCUACGGCAAGGACCUCAUCGCCGACCUCAAGUACGAGCUGACCGGCAAGUUUGAGAGACUGAUAGUGGGUCUGAUGCGGCCGCUGGCGUAUUGGGACGCCAAGGAGAUCAAGGAUGCCAUCUCGGGCGCGGGCACUGACGAGAAGUGCCUCAUCGAGAUCCUGGCCUCCCGGACCAACGAGCAGGUGCACCAGCUGGUGGCCGCCUACAAGGACGCCUACGAGCGGGACCUGGAGGCCGACGUCAUCGGCGACACCUCCGGGCACUUCCAGAAGAUGCUGGUGGUCCUGCUGCAGGGGACCAGGGAGGAGGACGACGUGGUCAGCGAGGACCUGGUGCAGCAGGAUGUCCGGGACCUGUAUGAGGCGGGUGAGCUGAAGUGGGGCACCGACGAGGCCCAGUUCAUCUACAUCCUGGGGAACCGCAGCAAGCAGCACCUGCGCCUGGUGUUUGAUGAGUACCUGAAGACCACGGGGAUGCCCAUCGAGGCCAGCAUCCGCAGGGAGCUGUCUGGGGACUUCGAGAAGCUCAUGCUGGCUGUGGUGAAGUGUAUCCGGAGCACCCCCGAGUACUUCGCCGAGAGGCUCUUCAAGGCCAUGAAGGGUCUGGGCACUCGGGACAACACCCUGAUCCGCAUCAUGGUCACCCGCAGCGAGCUGGACAUGCUGGACAUCCGGGAGAUCUUCCGGACCAAAUAUGAGAAGUCUCUCUACAGCAUGAUCAAGAAUGACACCUCCGGCGAGUACAAGAAGGCGCUGCUGAAGCUGUGUGGGGGCGAUGACGACGCCGCCGGCCAGUUCUUCCCUGAGGCUGCGCAGGUGGCCUACCAGAUGUGGGAACUUAGUGCAGUGGCCCGAAUAGAGCUGAAGGGGACCGUGCGCGCCGCCGAGGACUUCAACCCCGACGCAGACGCCAAGGCCUUGCGGAAAGCCAUGAAGGGGCUAGGCACUGACGAGGCCACCAUCAUCGACAUCGUCACGCACCGCAGCAACGCGCAGCGGCAGCAGAUCCGCCAGACCUUCAAGUCCCACUUCGGCCGGGACUUGAUGGCUGACCUGAAGUCCGAGAUCUCCGGGGACCUGGCCAGGCUGAUCCUGGGGCUCAUGAUGCCCCCGGCCCAUUACGACGCCAAGCAGCUGAAGAAGGCCAUGGAGGGCGCUGGCACAGAUGAACAGGCGCUCAUCGAAAUCCUGGCCACGCGCAGCAACGCCGAGAUCCAGGCCAUCAACGAGGCCUACAGGGAGGACUACCACACAAGCCUGGAGGACGCCCUGAGCUCCGACACGUCCGGCCACUUCCGGAGGAUCCUCAUCUCUCUGGCCACGGGCAACCGCGAGGAGGGAGGAGAAGACCGGGACCAGGCCCGAGAGGACGCCCAGGUGGCUGCUGAGAUCUUGGAAAUAGCGGACACGACCAGCGGGGACAAGAUGUCCCUGGAGACCCGCUUCAUGACCAUCCUGUGCACACGGAGCCACCAGCACCUGCGCAGGGUCUUCCAGGAAUUCGUCAAAAAGACCAACUACGAUGUGGAGCAUGUCAUCAGGAAGGAGAUGUCUGGGGACGUCAGGGAUGCCUUCGUGGCCAUCGUGCAGAGCGUCAGGAACAAGCCGCUCUUCUUUGCCGACAAGCUCUACAAGGCCAUGAAGGGCGCUGGCACGGAUGAGAAGACCCUCACCAGGAUCAUGGUCUCUCGGAGCGAGGUCGACCUGCUCAACAUCCGGCGGGAGUUUGUGGAGAAAUACGACAAGUCCCUGCGCCAGGCCAUCGAGGGCGACACCUCUGGGGACUUCCUGAAGGCCUUGCUGGCCAUCUGUGGCGGCGACGACUAGCCCACCAGCAGCCUCUCUGCCCGAGCCCAGCCACAGCCACGUCUGGCGCAGCAGCCUGGAGCCCCUGCUUGUCCUCACGGUGCUCUGGGGAAGGCGCCACCCCGUCGUCACCUCUGCUCACAUCCCAGCUGCGGGAGCACUGGCGAGGUCCCCGCCACCCACGUCCCGGCCCUCCUGGCUUCUGGCUCCCGCCCCGCCCUCCUGGCCCCCACUUAGGUCCUGUGAAAUGCACAACCACACUGAACCUCCAAAGCGAGUGACCGGGUGCUUUGU
Talpa occidentalis (Iberian mole) is the source of this 2522-nucleotide messenger RNA. RefSeq names its product annexin A6 (gene ANXA6). Gene Ontology annotation, cellular component: focal adhesion; cytoplasm. The coding region runs from base 231 to 2249 and encodes 672 amino acids. The record is from RefSeq and is a predicted model, not a curated record. Gene Ontology annotation, biological process: regulation of muscle contraction; growth plate cartilage chondrocyte differentiation; neural crest cell migration. NCBI's taxonomy places the organism in Eukaryota, Metazoa, Chordata, Mammalia, Eulipotyphla, Talpidae. Gene Ontology annotation, molecular function: calcium-dependent phospholipid binding; phosphatidylserine binding; calcium channel activity. The transcript is spliced from 26 exons.